Messenger RNA from Phaethon lepturus (White-tailed tropicbird), 723 nucleotides. Its product is annotated as group XV phospholipase A2-like. Gene Ontology annotation, biological process: ceramide metabolic process; phosphatidylcholine metabolic process. The record is from RefSeq and is a predicted model, not a curated record. The transcript is spliced from 3 exons. Gene Ontology annotation, cellular component: lysosome. NCBI's taxonomy places the organism in Eukaryota, Metazoa, Chordata, Aves, Phaethontiformes, Phaethontidae. The coding region runs from base 1 to 723 and encodes 240 amino acids.
AUGGUCUUGGCCAUGCAGUACUUCCGCACUUCAGAGAAAAGUGGAGGAUUUGAUAAGCAUUUUGUAGCAGUUCUGCAAGAGAAGGCUGAAAUAGUCAGAGUUACGCUAGCAAUGUCUCCAUACAGUCCUCCGAAAGAUGGCAUUAAAGACCGUGCUUUAGGUCUCAUUGCCGAAGCAAUAGUGCCACCUUAUGGAAUUGAAAAAAUAUACUGUGACAACAAUAGAAUACCUGUUAUCAGCUCACUCAAGAUUAGAGACCAGCAGAGAUCAGCGGUUUCAACAAAUUGGAUGCUCCCAUACAACUACACGUGGCCUCCAGAUAAGGUCUUUGUAAGCACACCUACGGCUAACUAUACUCUUCGGGAUUACCGACAAUUCUACAGAGACAUCAAUUUUGAAGAUGGCUGGCUAAUGAGACAAGACACUGAACCCCUGGUCUACCAGAUGACACCACCUGGUGUGCGCGUACACUGUCUUUAUGGUACUGGUGUGGAAACACCUGAUUCCUUCCAUUAUGAAAGUUUUCCUGACAAAGAACCCAAGAUUCUUUACAGCGAUGGGGAUGGUACAGUAAACUUACAGAGUGCCUUGCAAUGCCAAAAGUGGGUGGACAUGCAAAAACAAGAAGUGGUAAUAUUUGAGCUUUCAGGAAAUGAGCAUAUUCAAAUGCUAUCCAAUGAUACUACUAUCUCCUAUGUGAAAAAGCUGCUUUUUGAUUUGUGA